Corylus avellana is the source of this 2079-nucleotide messenger RNA. Lineage: Eukaryota; Viridiplantae; Streptophyta; Magnoliopsida; Fagales; Betulaceae. The record is from RefSeq and is a predicted model, not a curated record.
AUGAUAGAAGACAUAGAUGUUGAUGAUUCCUUGGUUAUAGAAGACUUAGAUGUUGAUGAUUCCUUGGUUAUAGAAGACGUAGAUGUUGAUGACGAGAUGAUAGAAGAUCAAAAUGAUAGAAACUUGCUUCGUAAUGGUCCUUUAGAACCAUGCAUUGGUUUGGAAUUUGAUGAGGUCGAAGAUGCUCGUACGUGUUAUAAUGCUUAUGCAAGGAAAAAGGGUUUUAGUAUUAGGAAAAAUCAUACUCGACUAUCAAAGGAAGAUAAGUCAUUGAUUGCAGUAGAUUUUGUUUGUUCAAGGCAAGGAUUUCGUAGUAAGAUUUAUCACAAGAAAACCCAUAUAAAGUCGAAGCCUGCAAAAACAAGGGUAGGAUGUAAAGCAUUGAUGGGCUUAAAGAAGGUGGGGUUAAGAUGGACUAUAAGUAAGUUCGUAGUUCAACAUAAUCAUGAGCUUCUUAGUCCUAAAAGUACACGUUUUCUUCGUGGACAUAGAGAGGUAACAAGUGCACAAAGAAGUCUUAUAGAUACACUUAAUGACUCCGGUGUACCUCCAAGGAAAAUAAUGUCGGUGUUGAGUAAGGAAUGUGGUGGUGACUAUAAUAUUGGGUGUAUUGGUAAAGAUGUUGAAAAUUAUUUGGGCAACAAAAGAAGAGUUCUUAUUGGAAAAGGAGAUGCACAACGAAUGUAUAAUUAUUUUAUGGAGAGCCAAUGCAAAAACCCAAGUUUUUUUUUCUCAAUCGAAGUCGAUGAAAAUGGAUGUAUGGGUAAUUGCUUUUGGGCAGAUGCUAGAUCACGAGCUGCAUACCAGUAUUUUGGAGAUGUUGUUACUUUUGAUGCUACUUACUUGACAAAUCGUUAUAGGAUGCCUUUUGUUCCUUUUACCGGAGUUAACCAUCAUCAUCAAUCUGUUAUGUUUGGAUGUGCUUUGCUUGUAAAUGAAACGGCUGAAUCUUAUACAUGGUUGUUGAAAACAUGGCUUAAGGCAAUGCUUGGACGUGCUCCUUUUACAAUUAUCACAGAUGAUGACAAGGCUAUGGGUAAGGCAAUUGCAAAGGUACUACCAAAUACUACUCAUAGACUGUGUUUGUGGCAUAUCUUACAAAAGGUUCCAGAAUAUUUGGCUCAUAUAUAUAAUAAGUAUUCAUCUUUCCAAUUAGACUUUAACCAUUGUAUUCAUAGCACACUCACAAUUGAAGAGUUUGAGACAGAAUGGGGAGAACUUGUAGGAAAGUAUGAGUUGGGAGAGAAUGAUUGGUUGAAAAAACUCUAUAUGCGGCGUGCGAAGUGGGUGCCGGCUUACUUGCGAAACUCAUUUUGUGCCGGCAUGUCUACAACUCAACGGAGUGAGAGUAUAAAUAAGUUUUUUAAAGAUUAUGUUCGUUCAAGCACAAUGGUGAGUGACUUUGUCCAUCAAUAUGAGAAAGCCUUGGAUGCACGUUACAUUAAAGAGAAAGAAAAAGAUGUCAGGACAAAAACUUCUAGACCAAUUUUGAAAACAUGCUAUAAGAUGGAAGUUCAAGUGGCAAGUGUUUACACAAGAAAGUCAUUUUUGAUGUUUCAAGAAGAGCUAUUUAAUAGUCAAAAAUACACUUCAUCUAAACAUCGGGAAGAAGGAGGUACAAAGAUAUAUAUGGUGGCCCAUCAUGGGAGAGAAAAUCCAUUUUAUGAAGUUAAACUUGAAAUUAUUGAGAAGAAAGUGACUUGUACAUGUCGCAUGUUUGAAUUUGUUGGAAUACUAUGUAGACACAUUCUUCAAGUUUUGUUGAAGAAAUCUUUUGAGGACAUCCCCCAACAAUAUGUUUUAGAGAGAUGGACAAUCAAUGCCAAGAGUCGCAUUAUACAUGACAUUUCUAGUGAUGAAAUAGAAGUAGGGAGACAAAAUUCUUCCAUCUUGUUGAAAAAUAGCUUAAAGUUGGAAUUCGAUAAUGUUGUAGAAUUGGGGCCCCAUUCGAAAAAAAAAUAUGAACAUAUUAGCAUUGCUUUACAAAAGCUUCGUAACGAGCUUAUGACAAUGGAUGAUGAUUGUGAGAAAGAUAUAGAGGAAGUUGAUGAUGUAGGAAAGGACGACCCAAAUCUUUGA